Molecule: messenger RNA, 2977 nt
Organism: Anopheles aquasalis
Lineage: Eukaryota; Metazoa; Arthropoda; Insecta; Diptera; Culicidae
Biological process (GO): nucleoside metabolic process
Molecular function (GO): catalytic activity
Source: RefSeq, a predicted model, not a curated record
UCAGCGGCAACAGCAUCAGCAGCACCGCGGUCCAUCAAUCGCGGGAUCAAUCGUUGUUCGUUAAACGCGAGUGUGUUUUGUUUUUUUUUUUGUCAGUUGGCAGCUAUUGCCUGAAGUGUGGCGCUUCGGUACAUGCGCGCGCGCGCUCGAACUUUACACCUAGUGCGAUCGUUCGUGCGUAAUUCAUUAACAAUCACAAGUUCCAACCUGUUCCACGAAUUCUCCCGUGCAUCCGUUGUAGAUAUUAAUCACUAAUCGCGGGCGCAACCCUUUAUCAGCGCCUGCUGCGCUUCGCGAAUCGCUUGAUCAGUGUUGCGAAUAUUAUAGAUAAAACAAGCCCCCCCCCCCCCCCCCGUCCAGGAUGCAGUUCGCAGUAACGCCACGAAAUGAGGGGCUACCGCCACCGCCACCUCCCCCGAAACCCACGAAACAGAGUGCUGGCGAAUCGAUGGGCACGAGCGCGACAAUCCCGGCACCGACGACAGGUAGCUGGGCGAACGGCACCAAGGACGACGGUACGGUCGCAGUAGCGCCCCGGACGCUGGACGAAGAACAGGUUGUGAUGACACCGCUGGGCAAGACGAACACCUCCACGGUGCUGAUGAUCGAGCGCAAGCUCGUGCAGGCCGUCGGCGAUCGGACGCACGUGGCCGGCGGCGAUCAUCGCGGUAUCAUCAUCAACAAGGAUACGACGACCGCGGACGCAGGUAAAGCGGCCAGCGCACGGGAACCGGCGCAUCUGAUGCUGGAGUUUCGGGUGUUUCUCGUCAGCGCCAACACUGGGCAGCACACGCAGGAGUCGCGUCGCAUCAAGUUCUGGUUCCGGCCGUGGCUAACCUCGGACGAGGUGCAGGCCCAAGUAGCGCAAGACUUUUUCCGCGAGCUCGUCAGCCCCAAGGAGUUCCCGAGAGAUUACGUUGGAUUCAUUAAGAAGCUUAUGAAACUACUGCAAAAGGGUUACAACGAGCUGCAGGCGAUCGAGGUGGAGCUGCGAAUGCUGGAGCAGACGUCGGCCCCCCCGUCACGACCACCUCGUCCCGGUCAUGUGAUCUUUUGCUAUGGCAACUGCCACAAACUCGAUAGGAAUAAUAACCAAAAAGGGCCCAACGUCGGUCGGGUUGAUGGUGAUGAUUUUGGGGAUGGUGGUGGCAGUGGUGGUGAUGGCGGUGGUGGUGAAGGUGAAGACCAUUCUAGUGGCAACAGCAUACACGUUACCCCUGCCCACGACUAUCAACAGCGCCAGCAACAGCAACAUCAGCACCAGCACGAAUGCUACGGGAACGAAGACGAUCACAAUAUGAUAGGAGUGUCUUACGAGGAUAUGCAGUUCGAAGUGGUACCGCUGACGCCGGUGAAAAUCUUAGAGCUAAUCGAGCAGGCCUACCCGAACCCUAUUACGCCGGAAGAUUUGGCGAAGGAUUAUGGCUGGGAUGAGGCGGAAGUUUUAGAAAUCAUCCUGCUACUGAAGGAGCGCGGGCUGAUUAAAUCGAUGGAGUACAACUCAUACACCCGCAUACACCAUGACGACCAGGAAAUCAAAAUUGUCAAGCAAAUGCCAACGAUCACCUCUAACAACCAGCCAACGAUUGCCAUCAUCACGGCACAGUACUGCGAGAAGCUAGCAGUCGAUGCGAUGAUAGAGAACAAGGAAACGUUCGUGCGCUACACAACUGUUGGCCAUAGUCCCGAAAAGUCAAUUAACGGUCAGGAGCAGCCAAGGCGAAGAAUGAAUCGGUUUGGAGAAUCCAACGUGUACACGCUCGGCAGCAUUGGGGCACAUCGGAUCGUGAGCACUAAGUUACCAUCCGUCGGCAGCACGCGAGAGGCUAUGACAGCCGCUGGUAAUACGACAACGCGUCUGCUGGGUACAUUCCAGAAGGUAGACUACGUGUUCAUCGUGGGGGUAGCGGGGGGUGUCCCGCAUUACACGGACUACCGUAAGCACGUGCGACUAGGAGAUGUGGUUAUUGCCGCCUCGCCGGCUGCCGAUUCGAACGCCCUUGGCGCACAAUCAUCCCAGAAGUUAUACUGCUACGUCUACAACAAUCAAGGAGACGUGAAGAAGUACUACCCGAAGAAUGAUGAUUUGCAGGCGAUUGGCCGAUCCCUGGUGAACAGCAAUGGUGACACGAGAAAACCGUGGGUCGACUACGCACGCGAAGGGUUGCUACAUUUGAGUGGCCGGAGUGAAAAUGAUUUCUCGCGACCGGACCCGAGCACCGACAAGCUGUACAUGAACAUUGGAAACAAGGACGUUAUCCAGGUUGCCCACCCGAUGGCAUUGCAGGAGGAAGCUGUAGAUGGGGUGGACAGCGGUACCCAAUCACGACUCCACUUAGGUCCGAUCGGAUCCGGCUAUGAUCUCGUCCGUUCGGACAGUGCUCGCACGGAGUAUGCACAGGCGCACGGUCUACUGGCAACCGAUGUCGAGAUGAACUCCGUGCUCGACAGCAUUGUGGGCAACUGCCGCGACAGCUUCAUCCUAGUGAAGGGCAUCUCGGACUACAAGGAUGGUACGACGUCUAAGAAGUGGCAAAACCAUGCCGCUCUUGCCGCAGCCGCUGUCAUGAAAACGAUAAUUUGUGCCAUGGAUGCGCCUAACAUAUAAGAAGCACAUCCAGCAACAAUACCAACCGGUUAAUGCUGAUGUUUCCAAAUGUUUUGGACCCAACACCUCAUCCUGUUUAAAUAUUAUUCGUUUUUACGCUUCUAAGCGUACCGUCACUCGGUACUCUUCGAUCCCAAAACUAAACAAAGCAUGAAUAGUGGAGCGUAUGUGGAAAAAUUUCUGUAGCUGGAUGAGGAAGACUGUGUGGAACGAACGUGUGUGUUGGGAGGAACGAUCGAGGAACGUGUGUGUUGGGGCUGUGAAUCGAAACAAAGCAAACCAAAAUCUACCAUUGCUUCUACGUGUUUGUAUUUGAGUGUAUUUUUUAAAUAUAUAUAUUUAAAUAUAUAUGUAUAUACAUAUAUAUAU